Molecule: messenger RNA, 476 nt
Organism: Diatraea saccharalis (sugarcane borer)
Lineage: Eukaryota; Metazoa; Arthropoda; Insecta; Lepidoptera; Crambidae
Source: the annotation of a GenBank genome assembly
AAUUUGCCGCCAAAACUUUCGGAACAGUUGCGAUUAAUCACGUGACUGCGCGGAAAUGAAAACGGAAGCAUAGACAAUACAUAUAUAUAAAAAAGAAAAAAGUUGUGAUUGCCAGUCAUAUUGUUGAGAAAUGUUAAUUUCGAUUGACGUUUCGUAAAUUUUGUGAAGUUUUUGAAUUGGCGGGUGUAGGGUUGAUGUGUGCGAGCGAGAAGGUCGGCAUGGAGAGUUCGGGUGAGGAAACAGGACGGAGUGCACCCCCCGCGCCGCACACACCCUCAGUCACACAACCGAAUGGAUCCAAUAAGAUCAUCGGACGAAAUGUGAAUGGAACCAUACCAGGCUCUUUGUCUCGGGUUUUUACUGGGUCUGGCUCUAAUGUGCAUAGCGCGAGAAUGCAUCGAGAUCUUGCUAACAAUUGCUUUUUUAUGAAACACAUAAAAAAUAAGUGUGUUAUGAUGAAACAAAGAGAACGGUAA